ACAACGACUGAUUCUCUUACACGUUUGAGAAAAAGAGUUGUCGAUUGGGGAAAGAAGAAAAACUGUUUUUGUUUGGUGUUUUGUUUGUUUGGAAAUGAUGUAGUUUUGGUUGUUGAUCAAGUGGAAAAGGUGUAUAUGUUGGUUAGGUGAGGAGUCCAUGAGUGUUGACGAGGGAAGUGGAAGUGGAGAGAGGAGGGAGAUGAGGAAAGACAAGCAGCAAGUGAUCAAAGAAGAAGAAGAAGACUUCUCUUUCAGGUUCUCUUCUCGCAACACUUCCUCGAAAUACGACUUUGUCAAGGUCAAGGUCUGGCUCGGUGAUAACGCCGAUCACUACUACGUCCUCUCCAGGUUUCUCCUCAGCCGAAUGUUAACCGUCACUAAGAUCCCUAAUUAUGUUGCUAUUAAAAUCGCUCUGGAGCUCAAGAAGCUGCUUAUAGACAACAGCCUACUUGAUGUAUCCCAAUCUGAUUUGGAAGCUAAUCUCUUCAAGCUUAUGGAACGAAGGGGUUAUGGGGAAGAGUACAUAAAUCGUUACAAGAUGAUGACAAGAUUUCAUCAUCAAAGAGUGCCAUUAGUUAUUCUCGUAUGUGGAACUGCUUGUGUUGGCAAGUCUACCAUUGCUACCCAGCUCGCACAAAGGCUGAAUUUGCCCAAUGUCUUGCAGACAGAUAUGGUGUACGAAUUACUGCGCACAUCAACAGAUGCACCAUUGACAUCUACUCCUGUUUGGGCGCGAGACUUCAGCUCCUCUGAGGAGUUAAUUACUGAAUUUUGUAGGGAAUGCAGGAUUGUACGUAAAGGAUUGGCUGGCGAUUUGAAGAAAGCAAUGAAAGAUGGAAAGCCAAUAAUAAUAGAGGGAAUAUAUUUGGAUCCAAGCAUUUAUCUAAUGGAUGAUGAAAAUAAGACACUAGCCGAUGUGCAAGAGAAAACUCUUGACACAAACCAUCUUGCAGCGAAUGAUUCAAAAACACAGAUGGGAAUUAAUUCUCUACUAUAUACCGACCAUGUCAACUCUGAAGAAGGGACACUAAGUAACGAAGUCAACAAUGUCUCAGGUGAAAAGGCUUUGCUAGAGGAGGAGAUCUCAACACGUACAUUCAGUGAUAAGUGUCUAGUCCAGGAUAAAGAUAAACUAAUAAGCAACUUAAAGACCAUCCAGGACUAUCUUUGCUCAUUCAAUUCUCAGGGAUUGACGGUAGUCAAUAUAUCAGCAACAACAUUCCCACAAACAUUGGAUUGGCUGCACGGAUAUCUUCUUGAGUGUAUCGAGCAUGGUAUUUCAUCUGUGUCGAACGAACAUAGUAGGCCUGCGGAAAAGUAGAUUGCAUUUAGGAUUUAGCUCAAGGCAGAUAUUGAAGGAGAUUAGAGAUGAAUAACCCGACUCCCUUGCCAAGAUGAGCAUUGAUCAUGCCCCUAGUCUUAUCACUCAAAUCUUUUUAGGGUGACUAAAACUAGGUUCUAUUUCCAUGGCAUUCUCUUCCAAAAGAUGAUCCUAUCGCAUUCUGAGUAUUGUAAUGUCAAAUGACCCAGUUCAAAAUUCAGCUCUUCAAUGUGGGAUAACCAAACUAGGAACGAGGGCUUCUGUAAACUUGCUGGCAUGUAAACUUUGUUAUUAAAUUGUUGUAUUUGUAGUGUAUGUAUAAGGUUUUCAAGAGUAAUGUGUUUGAACUUUGAACGGAGACC
Molecule: messenger RNA, 1683 nt
Organism: Fragaria vesca subsp. vesca
Lineage: Eukaryota; Viridiplantae; Streptophyta; Magnoliopsida; Rosales; Rosaceae
Exons: 15
Coding region: 158-1321 (387 amino acids)
Source: RefSeq, a predicted model, not a curated record